CAUCGCACAUCUCACACCUCCCUCUUCCUGCCCCUCCCUGCGCCCCCAAAUCUCCGAGCCGGGCUCCCUCCCAAACCCUAGGCCUUUCUCGCCGGGGCGCCAACCUCCCCCUAGUCACUCGCACCCGCACCCGGCGAUGUCUCCCGUCGUGUCCGCCUGACGCGAUCUGUCUGUGCGGCGGGGAGUUGCGGCGAGAGCCCAGGCGGAUUGCGGGGAUGGAGCCCAGGCGGAUCUCGGCGAGCCCCCGGCCAUGCAGCGGGCGGCGGGUCGUGGCGUCGAGGAAGAGGCCGAGGCAGGAGGCGGUCGUCAGCAGCGUGAGGAAGCUGCAGCGCCGGGAGAUCAGCACUCGCCGGGAACGCUCCUUCGCUAUGAACUCCGCACGGGAGCGCUUCCGCAACAUACAGCUGCAGGAAGAGUUUGACACUCAUGAUCCUAAGGAAAACAGUUUGCUACUACCUUACAUGAGGAAAAGGUCAAAAAUUAUCGAGAUAGUUGCUGCGCGUGAUAUAGUUUUCGCUUUAUCACAGUCAGGAGUGUGUGCUGCUUUUAGUAGAGUGACGAAUAAGAGAAUAUGCUUUCUGAAUGGGAGUCCAGAUGAAGUUAUACGUAGUUUAUUCUACAAUAAGAACAACGAGUCCCUCAUUACUGUGUCAGUAUAUGGCUCUGAAAAUUUCAGUGCCUUGCGAUGCAAGACAACUCCAGUAGAGUAUAUCCGCAGGGGAACACCAGAUGCUGGUUUCCCUCUUUUUGAGACAGAGUCCUUGAAAUGGCCUGGUUUCGUGGAAUUUGAUGAUGUCAAUGGAAAAGUUUUAACUUAUUCUGCCCAAGACAGCACUUACAAGGUGUUCGACUUGAAAAACUACACACUGCUGUAUUCCAUAUCUGACAAGAAUGUUCAAGAAAUCAAGAUCAGCAGUCCUGGUAUAAUGCUAUUGAUUUAUACAAGAGCAAGCAGCUCUAUUCCUCUGAAGAUUCUUUCUAUCGAGGAUGGUACAGUCUUGAAGUCCUUCAGUCACCUCCUUCAUCGGAAUAAGAAGGUUGAUUUCAUUGAACAGUUCAAUGAAAAGCUCCUGGUCAAGCAGGAAGGAGAGAAUCUUCAAAUACUUGAUGUACGGAACUUCCAAUUGACUGAAGUGAGCAGGACUGAGUUCAUGACUCCAUCUGCCUUUAUCUUUCUGUACGAGCUCCAGCUGUUUUUGACUUUUCGGAAUCGAUCUGUAGCAGUUUGGAAUUUCCGAGGUGAACUAGUAACAUCAUUUGAGGAUCACCUGUUGUGGCACCCUGACUGCAAUACCAAUAACAUAUACAUAACCAGUGAUCAAGAUCUUAUUAUUUCUUACUGCAAGGCUGAUUCCAGUUCCAGUGAUUCAUCUCCAGAAGAAAAUGCUGGCUCUAUAAACAUCAGCAACAUACUGACAGGAAAAUGUUUGGCCAAAAUAAAGGCUGAUGAUUUGUGCAAGAAGGUCGAUGAUUUGUGCAAGCCAAAGAAGGCAUGGAAGUUUCAGAGUACAAUGUCAGAGGCUCUUGAGGACAUCACGGCUCUAUACUAUGAUGAAGAGCGAGAUGAGAUCUACACGGGCAACCGUCAAGGCCUUGUUCAUGUGUGGGCUAAUUGAAAUCUGAAACAGCAGAUUUCAGGGACGAUGUUUUGUUUGGUUAUAACUGAAUCAAUUAAACCCUCAGGCGGUGCUGAGUUGAAUAGGUUUCAAGGCUCCCGUACUAGGCUGUUUAUUUAUGCCAUUCUAGUGUCCAGCCAUUCUCUACCGACAGAAGAUUUGUUGUAGAGUUAACUUUUGUCGUGUGCUUUACCAUAGCCUGUAGCCUUGGUUGAGGCAUCGUCUUUCUACUAUGUAUCCGAAUGAGCUCUCAAAGAACUGUACUGAUGUAAUGUACUUUCUGGUUGCACUCAAAGUGGCCGACUUGUGCACUUUAGAGAACAAGAAAUACAUUAUAUUCACUC
Molecule: messenger RNA, 1960 nt
Organism: Brachypodium distachyon (stiff brome)
Lineage: Eukaryota; Viridiplantae; Streptophyta; Magnoliopsida; Poales; Poaceae
Exons: 8
Coding region: 216-1616 (466 amino acids)
Molecular function (GO): protein binding
Source: RefSeq, a predicted model, not a curated record